Messenger RNA from Seminavis robusta, 627 nucleotides. The record is from the annotation of a GenBank genome assembly. NCBI's taxonomy places the organism in Eukaryota, Bacillariophyta, Bacillariophyceae, Naviculales, Naviculaceae.
AUGUCGGAAGCUUUCACCCUCGACCCCAAGGAAACUGCUCUCCUCUUCAUUGAAUACCAAAAUGAAUUCACAACCGAAGGAGGAAAGCUCCAUGGAGCAGUCAAGGAGUGCAUGGAAAAGACCAACAUGUUGGAGAAUUCCAAAAAGUUGAUGGAUGCCGCUCGAGAAGCAGGAUGCACCAUUAUCCACGCACCCAUUGCCUUUGAAAAGGGACACAAUGAGAUUGCCGACAAACCGUACGGAAUUUUGGCAGGAGUCAAGGAAGGAGAAGCCUUUACAGCUGGAGAGUGGGGAUCCGAGUUCUGCGAUACCAUGAAACCCAAAGAUGGAGACAAGAUUGUCAAGGGAAAGACUGGGCUCUGCAGUUUUUAUUCCACCAACCUGGAUUUCCUUUUGAGACAUGGCAAGAUUUCGAACGUUGUCAUUGGUGGCUUUUUGACCAACUGCUGUGUGGAAUCUUCGAUGCGUUCUGCUUAUGAGCAUGGUUUCAAAGUAUACACGCUAAAGGACGGGUCCUCUGCCACUGCGGUGGCCGCCCAUGACAAUGCCUUCGAGCACGAUUUCGGCAUGUUUAGCAUUCCCACUACUUGCGACGAUGUCAUCAAAUCCCUCAAAUCCAAUCAGUAA